ACACACAUUGGUGAGUGCGAUUGGCGAAUCAAAGAUGAAUAAAAAUUAAAAGAGAAGAAGAAGAAGAAGGCAACGACGAACAAAAGUGAUACGACGUGUCGAACGAAAGACGAUCAUUCACACAUUUCAAUAAUAAUAUUAUUGUUGUUAUCUCUAAAUUUCACCCGAAAAAAACCUAUGUGACGAAAUUCGAACGAAUUUGACCCGUUUUUUGGUGUUGUAUAGAAAAAAUUGAAAUUAAGCGCUAAAAAUAGAGAAUAUAAAAAAAAUUGAAAAGUUUGACAAAAAUCGUAGUUGAAAAGUGAAAAAUUUGUGUCGUGAGUGUGGGCAUAUUAUCGGUGUUAUGAACUAGACGUUUCGAUGCUGUAGAUAUUUUUCAUUUGCAUUUUUGUGUAUACAGAAGUGGAUAAGCCGUUUCGAAUAGAGAUCCUGUCGCUGUGUCGGUAGCGCAUAUUUAAAGCACUACCGACAGCACAGCCACACAAAACACUUUUUGAAUGAUUCAUUUUUGAAUUUGAAGUGAAGCAUUUGCAUCUUUCACGAAUACUGCCAAAAGAAAAAAAAAUUCCUUCGAAGUGUAAAAGAACCAGAUCGAAUAGAGACGGCUGACAAUUUAAAAAAAAAAACGACGGCCGAAAAAUUGUGAUAAGUUUUUUCAUUGAAAUCUCGAGGAAAAAAAAAUUUUAAUUAUUGCAGAUGAGAGCUUCAACGACAUCGAGUCGUAUUUGAAGACUCUCAAUGCCGCUUUAAAUGAAACUAUGAACCAGGAAGCCUUAUCAUUCACCUUAACGCAGAUCAAUUACUUGGUUUCUAACUUGAACAAGAAAAAUUUUGAACAAAAUUCACGGCAAAUCGCUGCGCUCGUCAAACCGUUCGGAUUAGAAGCAGAUCGCCAUCUUCUGCGUUGUUUAUUUUCAUCCAUUGAUUUUAGUGACGCCAAUCAAACGGCCAAACAUUCAUUGCAAGCAAAAUUACUCAAUCAAGAGCUGAACGCUUUACUCAGCAAAUCAUCAUUAAUUACAAACAUUUGUUUUUCCAUCGAUAAUUGUUUUGCCAAACAAAAAACACUAAAGCCAACGCAAAAUUUAUUGAAUCAAUUGUUUAAAUCGUUGACUUGUUCGCCGAUUCUUGAAGUGGUUAUUUCGUUGGCACUCACCUAUUCCAAAGUUCCCGAAUUUGUGCGCUUAGCCGAAAGCCAAUUAAAAAUCUGCCUACCAUCAUUGAUUCAAUCCUAUGUGGAAAUAGAUACUGCCCGUUCAAAUCAAGAAGGAAGUCUUAAUGAUAUAUCGCCCGAAUUAUUACAGUUAAUUUUAUCGUUAUUAUCGCACGAUAAAUAUAAGAAAUACGGUAUAUCGGAGUUAACACAUAAAAAAUUUGUAUCUCAAUUUAGUCGUGAUUUUCCGCGUGAACGUUGUCCAUUGAUUUUAGCGCCAUUGAUUUAUAGUGAAAAUACCGAGAUCACCGCUGACAAAAUGUCAGCAAAUUCCCAGGGAAUUUUAACAUCGGCCAUUAUGGAUACAUCAUGGCCAAAUCUUGUUAUGGACAUUGGCUAUGCAUUUACAGCCAGUACUGAUGAGUGUAAAAAUCAUUUAAUAAAAAUUGGUGGCCGUGAUUUAUCUGCACAAGAUGUAGCUAAAAUAAUAUCGUUAAUGUGUCGAACACAUAAAACAUUAUCCGAUUUGAGCAUAAAUUUACCGAAUCCAAGUUCAUUUUGGUCGGCAAAUAAUGGUAAUACUCAAACAACCCAAGAGUCCAAAGAUAAAAAUCAAAAUUCAACAUUGACAUCAAGCAAUGAGCAUACGACAUGGAAGCCCGAAGUAUUUGUCCAAGCAUUAAAGGAACAUUCGCCCAAUUUGAAUUGGAAAGAUGUGUGCAUCGGUUUGGAUCAUAGUGAGUUUGUGAUUAAAGACCGUGCCGCCCUAGUGUUAUUAAUGACAAUUAUUCGAUUGGGCAUGCAAUCAAGUGGUGCCGGUCAACAUUUCCCCGCCGAUACCAUUUAUCGUUCAUGGACGAACACCGAAGGUCAAUUGUCAUUCAUUUCAAUGAUCUUAAAAAAUCCCGACGUUUAUUCAUUUGCCGAUCACAUAUUCACCAGUGUAUCGAUUGAAUUGCUUAAAACACCACCCGAAACUGAUAACAAAGAGAUUGCCGCAUGGAGAUCGGUGCAUUUAGUUGAAGUGCUAUUGUAUAUUGCGGAAAAAGGCUACUAUGCCCAGGUGUUGGAACAUUUUAAAGUGCCAAUGCAACAUUGUCCGGAUAUUUUAUUCAUGGCAUUGUUACAAAUCAGUCCACCGAUGACAGUGCUAUUGCAAGAGAUGUUCCAAACAUUGAUGCCAGUUUUUUUGGGCAAUCAUCCGAAUUCCGGCACCAUUUUGCAUCACGCAUGGAAUUCAACGAAAUUUAAUAAUUUCUCAUUGCGGCAUAUAAUCAAUCAUUCGAUGAGCGAUUGGUAUUUGCGUGGCGACAAUGAUCAAUCACGUUUAACGCGCAUUCUUGAUGUGGCCCAAGAUUUAAAGUCACUUUCCAGCUUAUUGAAUGUUCGUUCAUUUCAAUUUGUCAUUGAUUUGGCGUGCUUGGCAUCGCGACGCGAAUAUCUUAAGCUUGAUAAAUGGCUAACGGAUAAAAUUCGUGAACAUGGCGAACAAUUUGUUCAAUCGAUUGUCACAUUUUUACAACGUCGUUGUCCACAAAUUACCGGCGCCAAAAUUCCCGACGAUCAAAUACCAAAAGCCGCACAAUUGCCACAUGAAACGCUCACCACAAUACUCACUUGUUUGCAAGCAUGUGUUGGCAGUGUUCAACAGGAUUUGGCCGAUGCAAUUGUUCAAAUGUCAACUAAUUGUACCAUUUUGAUGAACAAACAACGACAACAACAGCAGCAACAGCAACAGCAGCAACAACAACAGGCACCACCUACCGGUGUUUUGCGUCGUGGUUUGGAAUCCAAUCUCAUCUCAUCGGUUGCUGGAUCCAUGUUCAGCGGACCAACGGUUGAUUCAAUCUCUGGCCUAAGCUCAAAUUUGGCCGGUUUGAAUUUGAGCGGACCGGCAAAUGGUGCAUUUAAUUUUAGCACAAGUUUAAUUGGUAAUUUGGUAUCGACACCAGCAUCACCAUCACGAUUGCUGCAAGGCCAAUCGAAUAGUCCAUUCCAAUUGCCAAUCGUGCCAUUGAGUGGUUUACCACCGGUCAAUAAUUUAGGUCGAAUUGCACAAACGCCAACCGGCGAUAAACUUAAUGUGACCGCAAAUAAUCCCAGUUUUCCGGACAUUACACAAAAAAUAUCGAAAGAAGUUGAAGAUGAAGCCAAUGGAUACUUUCAACGGAUUUAUAAUCAUUCGCCGCAUCCAACGUUGUCAAUUGAUGAGGUGCUCGAUAUGCUGCAACGAUUUAAAGAAUCAACAAAUGAACGUGAACGUGAAGUGCAACAAUGUAUGGUACGAAAUCUGUUCGAAGAAUAUCGUUUCUUUCCACAAUAUCCGGAAAAGGAGCUACAAAUCACAGCACAACUAUUUGGCGGAAUUAUUGAACGCAAUUUGGUGCCAUCGGCUCAGCAGCUUGGUCUCGCACUGCGAUAUGUUUUGGAAGCACUCCGGAAGCCAGAAGGAUCAAAAAUGUACUAUUUUGGUAUUACGUCGUUGGAUCGAUUCAAAAAUCGUUUAUAUUUGUAUCAGAAUUAUUGCGAAUAUCUUAAGCAAAUUCCAAGUUUCAACGAAUUUCCCGCACAUCUCACCGAAUACAUUAAGUACGGCAUUAAAGGCAUUGAACCACCAAAUAAACCACAAAGUCAAGUGCCAUUGGGACAGGUGAUGCCCACAAAUGCGUCGGCCUUGUACCGCAGUAAUUCGGUGACUGGAAAUUUGGCGACAACGCCAACGACAAAAGCAACACCAAUCGCAAAUGCAGCGGCUAUUGCACCGCGAAAUCUAAAAUCAAUUGCAAAUGCAACAAAUAUCAAUACAUUGCUCGUAGCGACAGCCGAUCGUGAAGAGAAAAUAACACUGCCGCCGGAUGCCAUUCAAGAUAAGACGGCAUUUAUAUUCAAUAAUUUGAGUCAAAUAAAUAUGCAAGCAAAAUGCGAAGAGCUGAAAGAGAUCAUGACCAAAGACUAUUGGCCAUGGUUGUCACAGUACAUGGUAUUGAAACGUGCAUCGAUCGAAUUAAAUUUCCAUGCAUUAUAUUCGAAUUUCUUGGAUGCACUAAAAAAUCCUGACAUCAUUCGUUUGGUAACCAAAGAAACGUUUCGCAAUAUUCGUGUUCUAUUGCGUUCGGACAAAGGAAUUGAAAACUUUUCCGAUCGAAGCCUAUUAAAAAAUCUUGGCCAUUGGUUAGGUAUGAUGACAUUGGGUCGAAAUCGUCCCAUCCUUCACAUUGAUCUUGACUUAAAAUCGUUACUCGCCGAGGCAUACCAUAAGGGUCAACAGGAACUAUUGUAUGUGGUGCCAUUUGUGGCAAAAAUCGUUGAAUCGUGCGCAAAGAGUAAAGUAUUCAAACCACCAAAUCCAUGGACAAUGGGCAUCAUGAAUGUAUUGGCUGAAUUGCAUCAGGAACAAAAUCUAAAGUUAAAUCUUAAAUUUGAAAUCGAAGUAUUAUGCAAAACACUGUCGAUAGAUGUGGCCGACUUGAAACCGGCCGUAUAUCUAAAAGAUCCGGAACGAUUAAAUACAAUUGAAUAUCAAUUGUCACAACCAAAGAAGGAAGAAUUGUUGCAACCACGUUCGACGCCACAGCAAAUGGCAAUACCAACAAGUGAAGCUGAAUCGACUUCGGCACAAAUGCAACCAUCGACAUCGCCAAGUCAAAGCGGUGAACAAUCGACCGGACCACCAGAGCCGAGAUUCAAUUUCACCGACAUCACCAUUGGCAGCAUGUCGAAUUUGGCACAGCACAUUGUCUAUUCACCAAAUAUUACCAUACUACACGCUCAUCCACAAUUGAAACAAAUUGUACGAACAGCCAUUGAACGCACAAUUUCCGAAUGGUUGACACCGGUCGUUGAUCGCAGUGUUCGCAUUGCGGUCAAUACAUGCGAACAAAUUAUGCGAAAAGAUUUCGCAUUGGAUCCGGACGAAACGCGAAUGAGAAAAGCCGCACACUAUAUGGUACGAAAUUUAACAGCCGGCAUGGCAAUGAUAACAUGCAGAGAUCAAUUGAAUAGUGUUAUUCAGAAGAAUAUUAUAUCGGCAUUCACCACAUCGAUGACACCGCAUCCACCCGAAUUGAAUGAAUUGGCCACACAAAUUGCAAACGAUAACACCGAAUUGGCGUGCGCAUACAUACAGAAGACGGCCAUUGAGAAGGCAAUUCCGGAAAUUGAAAAACGACUACACUCUGACUUUGAACUUAGAAAAAUUGCUCGUCAAGAAGGAAGACGACAUUGUGAUUCAGCCGUGCUUAACUAUCAAACAGCUCGAAUGCCGGAGCAAAUUCGUUUGAAAGUUGGUGGCAUUUCAAGCGUUCAAUUCUCAGUUUACGAUGAAUUCGCUCGAAAUAUACCUGGAUUCCAGCCGAUGACCGAACGUGAUGCAGCUGCAUUACUUUUACAGAAAUCCACUGUACCACCGCAGGAAAAUGUAAUGCCCGUUGCACCAUUCUCCGAUUUGACGCAAACAUCGCACGGUGCAAUGUUCAAUACAAACGAAAUUGGUUUCCAAUUCGAAGAGUUGGGCAGUAAAAUGGAAGCAUUUUUGAAUAGUUCCAUAAAUAUACCGGCACUUCAAAUGCACGUAACAAAUAUGCACGCAUUGCUCGAUUGUUUGAUGACAGCAAGACGUGCCCGUGACGAAAUGAGUGCGGUCAGCCUAUUGAAUCGUGCCGUUGAAAAUAUAAUGGAAGGAAUUACCCACAACACUGAACACGGUGAAUUGCUUAAGCACUAUCGCGACAUUCAUUUCCGAUUGUUGCAAUGGAUGCAAGACAGCCGAGCAUAUGGCCCAAUGUUUACACAACGUUCAAUAACCAAAUGUAUGAUUGAAUGUCGCGAAGAUAUUCGUUACAAUAUGGAAGCGGUUGAGUUGUUGAUUUCAUCAAACUUUGCCAAUGUAUCACAAUAUGAUUACAUGCUCAGCCAAUUGAUGGACAAUGGAAAUAACUUUUUGGCCGUUGGCUUUGCAAUGCAAUUGGUGCAACAUUAUUUCAUCGACGAUCGUCCAAAUCCAUUGAUUAGCGAAAAUGAUUUCUACAAUACGAUUGAAAUGUUGGCCAGAUUGGCGGCAUUGCAUCGAGCACCAGAGGGACUACCGCACUUGAUUGAAAUGCUACGACUUGCUAACGAUCCCAAUUCAAUGGCCUUUGAUCGUGCCAAUUCUGGACCCACGUCACACAUUCAUUCGGGCAUCUUACAAGUGCGAUCGAAUGACUUCAACGAUCCGGCCAUGGCCGACAAAGUGGAGUAUCUAUUGAAAGAUUGGGCCACCAAUUAUCACAUGAAUGCGGGCGGCAGCCGUGAUGCCAGCGCCAUGAAAUCAUUCAGUUUGUUUGUGAACAAAUUGAAUUUGUAUGGUGUACUCAAAACCGACGAAUUGAUCACACGCUUCUUUAGACAGGCGACACAAUGGUGCAUCGAUUUGGUUUAUCGUAAUUUAAACGAUCCAUCAACAUCGCCACAACAAAAUAAGACGAAAAUUUUCCACUACAUUGAUUCGUUUGUUCGUUUGAUUGCAUUGAUUGUUAAAUAUUCGGGCGAUAAUCCGAAUGCAACGACCAAAAUAAAUUUGCUCAAUAAAAUUUUGGGCAUAAUUGUCGGUGUAUUGUUGCAAGAUCAAGAGCAACAAGGUACAUCAUUCCAGCAACUUGGCUAUCAUCGUCUUUUUAUUAUGCUCUUUUUGGAAUUAAGCGCACCCGAAUUGGAUUCAAUCAGUUUGAGCGUAUCGACCGCAUUCUGUCACACAUAUCACAUUCUACGACCAUCAAUUGCGCCAGCAUUUUGCUAUUCAUGGCUUGAGCUCAUUUCGCAUCGUGUAUUUAUUGGUCGGAUUUUGGCAUUGACACCACAACAAAAAGGAUGGGCCAUGUACUCGCAACUGUUGUUGGAUCUCUUCCGUUAUUUGGCGCCAUUCUUGCGCAAUGCCGAAUUGGCCAAACCCGUUCAAUUGUUGUACAAAGGAACAUUACGCGUGUUGCUUGUGUUGUUGCAUGAUUUUCCUGAAUUUUUAUGCGACUUCCAUUUCGGAUUCUGUGAUGUGAUCCCAUCGAAUUGUAUUCAAAUGCGAAAUCUGAUUUUGGCAGCAUUUCCACGUAAUAUGCGACUACCGGAUCCAUUCACGCCAAAUCUUAAAGUUGAUAUGCUGAACGAAAUCACAACCGCACCCAGAAUAUUCACAAACUAUGUGGCCAACAUUCAACCGACAUCAUUCAAAAAAGAUUUGGACGCAUACUUGAAAGCACGUGUGCCGGUUACAUUUUUGUCCGAACUACGUAGCCAUUUGCAGAUAUCAAAUACAGCCGGUUCAAAGUAUAACGUCCCACUGAUGAACGCUUUGGUACUAUAUGUUGGAACACAAGCCAUUGCCCACAUACGUUCAAAGAAUCUCGUACCAAACAUGACAACCAUUGUUCAUUGUUCGCACAUGGACAUUUUCCAAAAUCUAAUUGUUGAUUUGGAUCACGAGGGACGCUAUCUAUUCUUGAACGCUGUUGCAAAUCAAUUGCGUUAUCCCAACAGUCAUACACACUACUUCAGCUGUACAUUGCUCUAUCUCUUUGUUGAGGCAAACUCUGAAGCAAUCCAGGAACAAAUCACACGUGUUCUACUGGAACGUUUGAUCGUUAAUCGGCCACAUCCAUGGGGUCUAUUGAUCACAUUCAUUGAAUUGAUCAAGAAUCCAAUUUACAAAUUCUGGGACCAUGAUUUCGUACAUUGUGCACCAGAAAUUGAAAAGCUAUUUGAGUCGGUGGCUCGUUCGUGUAUGGUGGUCAAAGCAGCUGCAGCAGCCCAACAACAAAAUGUCGAAGGAGAAUUACAAGAAUGCAACUGAAAGCGGUCCUUAGCGAAAAGCUUUCUCUUUUAGCACAUUCGAACAAAAUACAAUGUGGACAACAUGAUAAUUAAUCAAAAAACAAACACAAAAUGACAAAGCGUGAAGAAAACGUUCUUUACUUUCUCGAAUGAGAUUUGCUGUACAGAAAAUGAUAUUUAACAAACAAACAUCGAACAAAAUCACUUUGUUCAAUUGAUUUACAAAUACAAGUAGAUGCAAUCUUUUUGUAAAAGACAGAAAAAAAAUUACUCGAACAAUUUUGUAAUAUUUUAAAUGAAUUUGUCGUUGAAAUAUUGACAUUGAUCGAUACUAAUCUCUCGGUUCAAAUUUGUAUUUUCAAAAGUGGACGUUUAUAGACAUGUGGAAGGGGAAACACAUUGCAUCUAUGAGACCGUAAACAACUAUAUUAUAGGACGAUUUGUGACAAUUUUAAAGGCUCUUGAUAUUUAAAGUGCAACAAGGUAGAGAAAGAUUUUUUUUUGCGGGAGAACGAAAAACUUUAUUUCAUUUAAACGAUACAAAACAAGUUAAUAGUUUUAAAAUAUAAUGUAAAAGAGACGACUCAAGAUUAAAUUGGAAAAUUAACUAAUUAUCCUGUCUGUGACGGUAAUGCCGAUAAGCUAAUUUAGUUUAUAAUAAAAACAAUUUCUUUGAAUAAACAAA
Molecule: messenger RNA, 8639 nt
Organism: Contarinia nasturtii (swede midge)
Lineage: Eukaryota; Metazoa; Arthropoda; Insecta; Diptera; Cecidomyiidae
Gene: Not1
Product: CCR4-NOT transcription complex subunit 1
Exons: 12
Coding region: 759-7973 (2404 amino acids)
Biological process (GO): nuclear-transcribed mRNA catabolic process, deadenylation-dependent decay
Cellular component (GO): P-body; CCR4-NOT core complex
Molecular function (GO): molecular adaptor activity
Source: RefSeq, a predicted model, not a curated record